GUCAUCUAUCCUCAAAAGGAAAAGUUAACAAUGGCAGUUGGGAGCUGUAGUCUACCGCUUCCUCUUUCUCAAAUGACUCGGAUUUUCUCUUCAUCAGCAUCAACAAGAGAAAGGAAGAUUACGUCUAAGUGUAAAUUGAACUCUGUCUCCCUUAACACUCUUAGUAACAGUGUCUCCGAUAAAGCGUUGCUAGAUAUCCAAAAUUCUGGAGUCAUUGCGUGUCUCCGUGCUCCAAGUGCAGAAGUGGCCAUGGAAGCUGCGCUUGCUGCACUUGAUGCUGGAAUCUCCGUGCUGGAAAUUGUAGUGUCAACUCCAGGUGUGUUUGAGGUAUUAAGAAAAUUAGUCCAUUGUUAUCCCACAAAAACUAUAGGAAUUGGAACUGUAUUGUGUGCAAAAGAUGCCAAAGAUGCGAGUGAGUUUGGAGCCAAGUUUCUUAUGAGUCCUGUAUUAGUGAAGGACAUUCUAGUUGGUCUUUCAGGAGAUGAGGCUCUGUAUAUACCUGGAGCAAUGACCCCAACAGAGAUAUUAUCUGCCUUCAGUAUGGGUGCCAAGAUUGUCAAGGUAUAUCCUGUCUCAGCAUUGGGAGGAACUAAGUAUAUUUCGGCAUUGAAAAGGCCAUUCUCUCAUAUUCCAAUGGUAGCAUCUCAGGGGAUAACGAUAGAUUUAGUCGGGGAAUAUAUUGCUCAGGGAGCAUCGGCAGUUGUUUUGUCAGAUGCUAUAUUCGAUAAGAAGGCAAUGAGCCUACGUAAUUUCGAUGUAGUACAUCAACUAGCCUCCCGUGCAGCUCUGCAGGGAAAAGAAGCUGUAAAAAGGAUCAAACGCUUACCUUUAUUUCCUUGUACCGCUACUUUUUCGAGAGGCAGGGUGUUGGACUUGGCCCUUCACUGGCCUCUGCCAACAAUUUCCUAGCCACCAAUUGCUGGACUUGGCCCUUUACUGGCCUCCGCAAAGACUGAAACAAUUGCAUGCAAUUUACGAGAAACAUAUCCUAGAUGGGGACAUCAAAUUCAUUGCAGUUGUUCCUAUGCGUGAUGGAUAUAUAUUUUCUUGCGCUUAAAUACGACCAUAUGCACCCCCCCCCCCCCCCCCCCCUCCCCUUUCUCUUGUCUUCCUCCAGCACCCAAAAACUUGCCAUGGUACAAACUUUAUCAAUUUUAUGGUUCAUCUUAAAGGAAACAGUAUAUUAUAAUGCAGGAGAAGCGGUCACUAGAACCAUUUUGAGUUCUUAUAGUGAGCCCUGAUGACAGAAUUGUGAAAGCAAAAUGGUUCAGUCCUGAAGAGUAGACUGUAAUGGCUAAUCACCAAAUAGCAUUUUUGCUUUGCAGCUGUUCUCCUGGGGUUCUUUAGCUGUUCUCUUCUCCAGAUGAUAAAGUCCGUUCCUAUGUAACAGCUCGCAAACUACAUACCAGAGAUAAAUUGCACUAGGUAAAUUUUAUUUGACGAGCUUAACCAAGAAGUAAUUGACAAGAAUCAAACUCGUGAAUUUUUAAAUACGAACAUUAUGCUCAUCUACUUGGCCACCUCUUUUAUACGUACAUGCUUUUUAGCUCAGCAUAUUUCGGGGUAUGCCUUUGGAAUGUUGCACAUAUUUUUUCUUAGUAACAUAUUUAUCGUCACUUUAUAUGAGAUUGUGAUUGUAUGUACUUUCAAGUAUUUUAAAAUGUAAUACUAAUUAUAAUUUUAGUA
Ipomoea nil (Japanese morning glory) is the source of this 1686-nucleotide messenger RNA. Its product is annotated as KHG/KDPG aldolase-like. The record is from RefSeq and is a predicted model, not a curated record. NCBI's taxonomy places the organism in Eukaryota, Viridiplantae, Streptophyta, Magnoliopsida, Solanales, Convolvulaceae. Bases 31 to 909 code for a protein of 292 amino acids. Gene Ontology annotation, molecular function: lyase activity. The transcript has 10 exons.